Molecule: messenger RNA, 1143 nt
Organism: Rotaria sp. Silwood1
Lineage: Eukaryota; Metazoa; Rotifera; Eurotatoria; Philodinida; Philodinidae
Source: the annotation of a GenBank genome assembly
AUGUCGACCAUAGUUUCUCAUAGUAAAGUUGUUCAAGUAUGUAAUGUAUCAACAACAUGUCAACGAGAUCAAUUAAAGGCAUUAUUUGCUUUUUUUGGCCGAAUUGAUGAUGUUCAACUGUAUCCCGACAGUGAUACAUUAACAUCAACAAUAAAUGCAAAAGUUGGUUAUGUCAAAUAUGAACGUAAUGAUAGUGUUCAUGCCGCAUUAAAUAUGACAAAUACAAUAUUUAUUGAUAAACCAUUAAUAGUUGCACAAGUUUUUGAAAAUAGUGUACCAGAUGAAACAGAUGCAAUGAUAUAUUGUGCACCACUUAAUCCAAAUAUAACAUUACUUAGUGGUGGACCAACAUGGCCAAGUACAGUUAUUAAUCGACUUGUUGGCCAACCACAUAAUCCUUCAUAUAUUGAAACAGUUGAUCCGGAAUUAACUGAUAGAAAUUUACCAUCAUAUCCACCAUUACCAGGAACAUUAGAUGUUACAAAAGUUGAAGAAAUUCGACGUACAGUUUAUUUAUCAAAUUUAGAUAAAAAUAUUGGUUUGGAUAUUUUACAUGAAUUUUUAUCACAAAUUGGUGAAAUACGAUUUAUUCGAGCGGCUUAUAUUGAUGAAAAUGCUGAAACACGUGGUGCUUAUGUUGAAUUUAGUGAACAACCAUCAAUUCCAAAAGUUCUCUCAAUAAAUGGUUUUCAAUUUUUUGGACGACCAUUACUAGUUAAUCAUGCAACGUCAUGUAUAAUCAAACCAGCAACUGUUCGUGGAUUGAGAAGUGAUGAAGAAGAUAUGCCAUUUAGUCGAUCACGUUCUCGAAGCGCAUCAGCUCGUAAAGAUUCUCCAGUUGGUGAGGAAAGUGAUAAUCAUCGUGAAAAUGGUCGUCGUUCAUCGCGUUCACGACAUCGUUCAUCAUCAAGAUCGAAAUCGCGUAAAAAAUCUUCAAAAUCAGCUCGAUCACCUAAACGUCGUUCAAGAUCAAGAAAACGUAGUCGAUCAAGAUCAUCACGCGAUCGAAAACGUCGUUCACGUUCUCGUGAUCAUCAUCGUAGGAAAAAGGAUUCACGUAAACGUUCACGUUCACGUUCGCGUUCAAAAGGACGUCAUCGUCGUAGUGAAAGUAGUCGAAAAGAAAAAAAGUCUCGACAUUGA